Molecule: messenger RNA, 1989 nt
Organism: Vitrella brassicaformis
Lineage: Eukaryota; Vitrellaceae
Source: the annotation of a GenBank genome assembly
CUUGCGUCGUUUGCAGCUGGUGUUGUUUGCUUCCGUUCGGAGACCAUUCCCUACCCGUGAACCGCUUCCCCCCGGCGUCAGAUCUCCUUGUGUGCGAGAUGAACCGGAGAGCGGACGGCAGGUCAGGUCGCACCACAGAUCUAAAUUGAGUCGAUACGGAGAUGAUUGUCCGCCUGUGUCCUUGCUUGUAUCGUAGGAACGAGGAGGAGAGGGAGGAAAGGGAGAGGGAGGAGAGCAACGACGGUCGGGGAGCGGCAAUACUCGCCGGACUCCUUGGUGCAGGCGUGGCGCUUGCUACCGGCUAUUGGCUCGCCAGCGGACGAGAAAGGACGGAAACCGCGCCAAGGGGUGGCAUCAACCAGACGGUGAGCGCCAGAUCUGGAUUGUCCCUUCUCAGACUGUCUGAUCUCCCUUCUUGCCUCCCUGUGACGUAGGUCGAAGCUCCAUCACGUACGUCCGGAGGACACAGCCAGGUGAGGUCAACACGCCUUCUUGACCAGUAAGUGUCUGUUGUACCAUCUGCCGGCUUUGGUGACGAACCUGCCAGGUGGCACGACGGUCUGACACUCUCCGAUGCGCGUUGGUCGUCGACGGAGCGAACGUGAUCCACUGCCACGAAGGUGCAUCCCCGACUCGCUUCUCGUUUGAGGACUUCUUUCGCUACGGCAACGAGAUAAAACAGGCUUUUGGGUCACGACUGGGCAAGGAGAUCAUCUUCCGGAGAGACCACUCGGUCUUCGUCACUACGACCCCGGCAGGGUGGAGAGAGCGCCGCGACGAGAUGGGUGCACUGCACGAGAGUAUCGAGCGCAGCGGUGUUUCUGUAUUGGAGGUGGAGAUGAGGCAGGGGCAUGGCGGAAGGACUGUGCAGCAGGGCGCGGAUGUGGCCAUCGCGACGAAGCUAGUGGAGGCAGCUCGAGAGAGAGAUGUCGAUGCCGUGAUUCUCUUCUCUGGAGACGGUGAGAGAACAUUCUACGCCAGAGAAUGUAUAUUUGGCUGUCUGCAUUUGGACUCGGGUGCACUUCUCGCUUCGGGUCAGGUGACUUGGUUCACGCACUGUACUCCGUCCAACAGACGACGGACACGCGCAUCUUCGUGUGCGGAUUUCGCGGCACAGUCAGGUGAGAACAAGGGGGGGUCACUGUGCACACACGACGUCUCUGUGUCUUGUAUCUCUAAACUGGUAACUGCAGCAAUGCACUGAGACGCGGGCCGAUCGACCUCUUGCACUUCAUCGACGUUGAAUAAGUUGACGCCAUGUGCUGACAGUCGACUACCGCAUUGACGGCGACUGACGCCAUGGCGACAUCGCACUGUCAUUUCACUACUGUCAAUUGACUAGAUCUCUGUGUCUUAGUUUGUAAUACGUGCCGGUCGUUCCGUUGCUCUGUUGCACUUGCUGGUCACUGAUUGCGCGCUGCGUUGUGGCAGCGGUAGAUGAUGGAAGGAGCACUUCGUGUUAGGCUGCCUGUGCGCUUUCCCCUCGUGCAUGGCCCCUCGCAAAACUCCUGCCUGCGUGCUACUUUCUGAUGUCUUUGUGGACUCUCUGUGUUGAUGUUGAUGUUACAUGUGUGUCUGCGCUGUGUGUAUCGUGUUCGAAUGUGUGUGCCCAUGCCAGACCACCGCGUGUGUGCCUGUUGGAGACGACUCUGUGUGUGUGUGUCGUUUGUCCUCCUGGGGUGAGUGGAGGAGUGCUGGGUCGGCCGCACGCGCUGUGUGCAGAGAUGGACCCAAAUCCCCACCCCUUUGAUGGUGCAAUCUCCGUGUGAACGUUUUUUGAUGACAUUCGACUGAGCAGCUGCCUGAUGCACUUCACAUUGAUCGCCCGAUGGCCGAGAGUGGCGCAUCAGCAAGCAGCCCAAGCAACGGUGUCAGUGCCCAUUUAUGGGUCUCACAAGACAUCUGUAUCUCUGUCCCUAUGUCUGUCUUGUCUCGCAUACAGUAUGAUGCACGCACAAAUAGGCAGCAGCCAGAGAAAUACAGACACAG